Messenger RNA from Carya illinoinensis, 889 nucleotides. RefSeq names its product protein FAM136A-like. The record is from RefSeq and is a predicted model, not a curated record. Lineage: Eukaryota; Viridiplantae; Streptophyta; Magnoliopsida; Fagales; Juglandaceae. The transcript has 3 exons. Gene Ontology annotation, cellular component: cytoplasm. Bases 156 to 602 code for a protein of 148 amino acids.
GAGACCCAAUAUUCCAGACAGGCAGAAACAAAAACCCUAAACCCUUGAACAGCCCCUCGGCUUUUGCAAGCAUCGAGCCCGCCCUAGUGAGGAGGAGAAUUAGAUUGAUUGCAAGUGCCAGCAUAGCCCUGAAACCCUCAGAGAAAAGAGUAGAGAUGGAUCACUUAGCAGCAGCUGAAGAGCGAAUUGUUACGGAGAGAGUUCAACAAAAACUACACCAAGUCAAUUUAGCCGCUAAAGAACAUCUUUCUCCGAUCCAAGACCAUGUCAAUUUCACCCUUCAGCAAGCGUACUUCAAAUGUGCGUAUGAGUGCUUUGAUAGGAAAAGAAACCAUGAUGACAUAAGCGCUUGUGUAGAAAACUGCAGUGUUCCUGUUGUUAGAUCCCAACAGAUGGUUGAGAACGAGAUGGCCAAGUUUCAAGAAAGGUUGAAUAGGUCGCUGAUGGUCUGCCAAGACAAGUUUGAGGCAGCUAAGCUCCAAAAGAAACCGGGUGGCCUGCAUGAAUUGGAGUCCUGUGUUGAUCAGUCAACCCAGGACAGCAUCAAGAUGCUGCCGCAUAUUGCUGGAAAGUUGAAGGCCUCCUUUUUCAUCAGUGAUUAGGGAAAACAACCACCUUAUUUUUAAUCAUGUAUAAAUCAUUGGUAACCGAUGAAGAUUGUUGGGGGGACAUUGAACUCUGUUUUUUGCAACCAGCCUAAAGAUCAGUAACUAAUUUCAUUUGAUUAUAGUUCUAUAUCAAUUGGUUUUUUGUAAUAGCAGGAAGUUGAAGUAUCACUGCUAGGUGCCUUUUUUGGCGACAAACGGAAUCAUCAUAUUGAUGUAAAGAGUGGAUAAUUAUAUAUUUGGCUCACCACAGAUUUAAUAUUGAUGGCUUCAAAUUCUUCAGA